UCGAGUCUGUAGAUAAGCAAGGCAAUCGGUUAAAUAAAAAUGAGUUUAUUAUCGCUCAGACAAGCACGCCUUCAGAAAUUUGGACAGACGGUGCAGCGCAUGGCUUUUCUAGCCUUUUAAGCCUCUCCUUUUAAUUGCACCUAACAAAAAUCACUAAUGCAUAAUAAACUGCGAUGCGAUAAGCGCUCAGUUAAUGUAUUUUAAGUUUUGGAACGAUGAUUAAAAACUCCAAAGAAGGAUACCUGGGGGCCAGCGGUAAAGCAGGACGAUGAGUGGCACCGAGCCGUACCAAAGUCUGCGCUGCAGACUGCUCUCCAGCACCGCACUCCCAGCAAUGCGUCCUUUAACAACUUGGGUGAAAACUUUUAUUUGGAGCCUGAUUUCCAAGACAGCUAAUUUUUUUUACCGAACUCCCAUGCAGUCCACUUCAAGAAAAAACAACGGAUUGUCCGCUACUGACUUUUAAAUGCUCACUCAUGAGAUUCUCUCAUGUUGCGUAAAGUCACAACGCCAUAUAUUUAUGUCUGGGAAUGGAUUUCAGCUUUCCAAAAGUUCUUUGGGACGCAUGGAUAUUGUUAUUUGAUCAAUAAUUUAACUGGGAAGACGACGCUGCAUCUCGUACCGUCCUCUUUUCCAGGUAUGGAGCGAUCGGAUCAGUUUGAGCCCAUUUAUGAAUUAUAUCAAUCUUGGACAAAUAACUCAGGUAAUGUCACUGGAGGGAAUUACAACAGUAAGGAUACAGCUUCAGAAAGAGACGUCGCCUUCCAGGCUAGCUUGGCAAUAACGCUGUCCCUGAUAACACUCGCUACCGUAUUGUCUAACGGAUUUGUAAUCAUCACUAUAUACAGAACCAGGAAGCUGCAUACUCCCGCAAACUUUCUGAUCGCCUCUCUGGCAGUGACAGACCUUCUGGUGUCUAUUUUAGUAAUGCCCAUCAGCACACUUUACACCGUGAGUGGUACGUGGACUUUAGGACAGAUAGUAUGCGACAUCUGGCUCUCCUCAGAUAUUACCUGUUGUACCGCAUCAAUACUCCAUUUGUGUGUUAUUGCCUUAGACCGUUACUGGGCUAUUACGGACGCAGUUGAAUAUUCCAAAAAAAGGACUCCUGCCAGAGCAGGGCUGAUGAUUGCAGUCGCCUGGGUCAUAUCAAUCUCCAUAUCGAUACCACCUUUGUUCUGGCGACAAGCUAAGGCAGAGGGGGAAAUCAGCUCCUGCCUGGUGAACAGCGAUCACAUCCUUUACACCCUCUACUCCACUUUUGGGGCAUUCUACCUUCCCACAUUUCUCCUCAUAGUCCUCUAUGGGAAGAUCUACGCGGAAGUUCGGUCGCGAAUCUUGAAACAGUUGCCCAAAAAGACAGGUAAAAGACUCACCUCCGCGCAUCUGCUCACCGACUCCCCUGCCUCGGUCGCCUCGACAACAUCUUUAAAUGGCAGGGGUCAAGAGGCUGAAACGGGCUCCCCGGUUUAUCUCAACCACGUUAAAGUCACGGUUUCUGAUGCACUUCUUGAAAAAAAGAGGAUAUCCGCGGCUCGAGAGAGAAAAGCCACUAAAACUUUAGGUAUCAUUUUGGGAGCGUACAUCGUCUGCUGGUUGCCCUUCUUUAUUUUAACUUUAGUGCUGGCUAUCUGCGAGGACGCCUGUUGGUUUCAUCCUCUGCUCUUCGACUUUUUCACCUGGUUAGGCUAUCUGAACUCUUUAAUUAACCCCAUCAUUUACACCGUGUUUAACGAAGAUUUCAAACAAGCCUUCCAAAAGCUGAUGCGCUUUAGGUGCUGUGCACCUUGAUUGUAUUGUAAACAGUUGUGUUCAAUGUGAACGGUAGGUCCGUGUGGUAGUUUUAUAAAAACGGAUUCUGAAAGCUAGAUCUUAUUCAAAUUGUAUUGGUAAAAUGAAGCUUUUUUCCACCCAUUACUUUAAGGGGUUUGAAAAGUUUAAGCCAUUGCGUAUGUAUGGCUUCAUGCGCAGACAUAAAACACUCCGUUUCGACCCAGUUUUAAUUUCAUCUUCGCAAAGUCAAAGUUUUGGUUUAUAUGUAUACAUUUUCUUUAUUACGUAUACGGACAUCUGGCCUUUUUGCUGCUGAAAAUUAAAUCGAUUCCGCUCGCGCACCUAUUCUAACCUGCUUUCUUUUUUUAAAAACGGCAAUGCAUACGUUCGAUUUGUUCCUGAUUAUGUAAGAGAAAAUAUCUACAUGGACCUAAAGUUGCAUGCUGCGUUAUAAUUGAUGUUGCUGUCAUUCGUCAAGGUCAAACAUUUUUUUUUCGAAGGCUAUGAUUUAUUAUAUAAGGCUUCCACCUCCGUGUACAUGCGUGCGUUUGUCAGUGUCUGAGGGAGUCUUCUUAAAGAGGGUUAAUGCACUCGUUCAUCGGGGGCCGCUUUGUCGCCUUUCACCUGAGGUCUUCAUUUACAGGUAUAAAUCUUGUCGGUAGUUUAAACGAUCAUUAGGAAACCAUAAUACGCGAAAGAAUGUAAAAAACAAAAAAAAAAAAAAAAACACGUUAAAAUUGUCUACGUUAAAAGAGCAAUCGAAUUUGAGUAGCAGUUGAACUUGUAAAGCUUAAGUGGCACUGAAGGUCAGAUUUUUUUUAUACAUCUCAUUAAUGCUUUCCAGAAGAUACACCGAAUUUUAUGAAUAUGAUAACUUUUUUGGAUAAAGGAAUUGGUUUAUGGUAAAGGAACAAAUAUAAAGUUUUCAUUAUACCUUAGGUAUUUUUGAAGGAAGAUAUACUCCGUUAACAGUGACCCCAUGGAUGUGAGCUUGACUGAGAUUUUUUUAUAAAGCGAUGUUACCUCAAGAAAGGAAAAAGGUGCAAUUCAUAUAUUACCUAGUAAUCUAAUUGGGUAUAAUGGUAAGAAAACUGUAAUUAAAUCUAAAAUUAUAUAUACAAAAAAGUAUGUGAUAAGAAAAUGAAGACGCAACAGAUGAUUAUCAGGUGAUUACAUUCCUGGAAUGAGCUAUAUAAAAAUCAUUUUAUUAUAUUUACAUUAGUCAUGAUGCUAUAUAGAGAAAACCCUUAACAUAAUGAUGAUGAUAAAUAUAUACCUGUUAUAUCACAUACUGACAUAUGCAUCUUGUUA
Polypterus senegalus (gray bichir) is the source of this 3084-nucleotide messenger RNA. RefSeq names its product 5-hydroxytryptamine (serotonin) receptor 1B (gene htr1b). The record is from RefSeq and is a predicted model, not a curated record. The transcript has a single exon. Gene Ontology annotation, cellular component: plasma membrane. The coding region runs from base 490 to 1791 and encodes 433 amino acids. Gene Ontology annotation, molecular function: G protein-coupled serotonin receptor activity. Lineage: Eukaryota; Metazoa; Chordata; Cladistia; Polypteriformes; Polypteridae. Gene Ontology annotation, biological process: vasoconstriction; adenylate cyclase-activating adrenergic receptor signaling pathway; chemical synaptic transmission.